ACGUGUUUGACGUGCGACGCAGUCGACAGAGGAGGACGCGUGCUGUCUGAACCAGGACCCGGAGCCGCUUAGAUCCAGUUUUCGGUCCAUUUAAAUCCGUUGUGAUGGGGGACACGAGCCGGCUGUGCUCCGUGUGGCUCGGCUCGGAGACCGGGAUCCUGAAGGGGGUCAGUCUGUCCCGGAAACAGGCCUUUAACUUCUGCAACACGAGCCACCUGAGCCGGGACCAGGAGGUCCGCGCGCUGUGCUGGGGGGACCCGGCGGAGAGCGAGCUGCUGGUCGGGUCCGUGGACGGAACCGUGAAGACCUUCAGCACCGAGAAGGGGGCCUUCACGGAGACCCGGCGCUGCGGGGACCCCGCAGAGGGCCCCUUCACCGGGCUGGCCGCGCUCCCCGGGGCCGCGCUGGUCACCUGCGGGGAGUGCGGGACGCUGCGGGUGUGGAGGGAGGACAGCAGCGAGCCCGUCACGGAGCUGGACGCGGGGAAGAACGUGUGCCGGAUGCGGCAGAGUCCGGGGAGCCCGCACCGGGUCGCGACCGGCGGGAAGGAGAACGGGCUGAAGAUCUGGGACCUGGAGAAACCCGAGAAACCCGUGUUCACCGCAAAGAACCUGCGGGACGACUGGCUGGAUCUACGGCGGCCGCAGUGGGUCCGAGACGUGGCCUUCAUCCCGGACUCGGACAAAGUGGUCACGUGCACAGGUUACCAUCAGGUCCACGUGUUCGACCCCUCCAGUCCUCAGCGGCGUCCCGUCCUGGAGGUCGAGUACGGCGAGUACCCGCUCACCGCUCUGUCCCUGCCCGCCGGAGGUAACACGGUGGUGGUGGGAAACACCCACGGCCAGAUCGCCCUGCUGGACCUGAGGAAAGGCGUGGUCCGCGGCUGCCUGAAGGGGCUGGCGGGCGGCGUGAGGGCGCUGCAGUGUCACCCCUCCCAGCCCCUGGUGGCGUCCUGUGGCCUGGACCGCUUCCUGCGCAUCCACAGCCUGGAGGACCGCAAGCUGCAGCACAAAGUCUACCUCAAGUCCCGCCUCAACUGCCUCCUGCUCGCCAGCAGAGACCUGGAGGAGGGAGGGGGGGCGGCGGCGGCGGGGGAGGAUCAGGGGGUGAAGGAGGAAGAGGAGGAGGGAGGCGACGAGGUGUGGGACGCCAUGGAGCGGGUGGAGGAGAAGACGAAGAGGAAGACGACAGAGGAGGAGGAAGAACCGCAGAAGAAGAGCAAGAAGAAGAAGAAGAAGGGACAGGACUGAGGGGCGUUCGAGGUGCCAUCAGAGUGUGGGACACUUUAUGUUUGUUCUUUAUGUUGAGCUUCAUUAAAACAGCUCGUUAUUAAGUGCC
Micropterus salmoides (largemouth bass) is the source of this 1338-nucleotide messenger RNA. It is a transcript of the gene wdr74, whose product is annotated as WD repeat domain 74. The coding region runs from base 105 to 1250 and encodes 381 amino acids. Gene Ontology annotation, molecular function: protein binding. Gene Ontology annotation, biological process: ribosomal large subunit biogenesis. The record is from RefSeq and is a predicted model, not a curated record. NCBI's taxonomy places the organism in Eukaryota, Metazoa, Chordata, Actinopteri, Centrarchiformes, Centrarchidae. Gene Ontology annotation, cellular component: nucleolus; preribosome, large subunit precursor. The transcript has 2 exons.